This is a messenger RNA of Lemur catta (Ring-tailed lemur), 2534 nucleotides long. RefSeq names its product myotubularin related protein 7 (gene MTMR7). The record is from RefSeq and is a predicted model, not a curated record. The transcript has 13 exons. Gene Ontology annotation, molecular function: phosphatidylinositol phosphate phosphatase activity. The annotation marks the transcript as partial. Gene Ontology annotation, biological process: phosphatidylinositol dephosphorylation. NCBI's taxonomy places the organism in Eukaryota, Metazoa, Chordata, Mammalia, Primates, Lemuridae.
CUCCAGGUUGAAAAUGUCCGCUUGGUAGAUCGAGUAUCUCCUAAGAAAGCAGCCCUGGGUACUUUGUAUUUGACAGCCACUCAUGUCAUAUUCGUGGAAAAUACACCUGACACGAGAAAAGAGACGUGGAUUCUUCACAGUCAGAUUUCCACCAUCGAAAAACAGGCAACGACCGCGACCGGAUGCCCCCUGCUCAUUCGCUGCAAGAACUUUCAGAUCAUACAACUCAUCAUACCGCAGGAAAGAGAUUGCCACGAUGUGUACAUCUCUCUGACACGACUCGCGAGGCCAGUGAAAUAUGAGGAGUUAUAUUGCUUCUCCUUCAACCCCAUGCUGGAUAAAGAAGAAAGAGAACAAGGCUGGAUGCUGAUUGAUCUUAGUGAAGAAUACAAGCGAAUGGACCUCCCUAAUAAUUACUGGCAGCUCAGCGACGUGAAUAGAGACUACAGAGUUUGUGACUCUUACCCUACUGAACUGUAUGUUCCCAAAUCGGCCACGGCACACAUCAUAGUGGGGAGUUCCAAAUUCCGGAGUAGACGGCGAUUUCCUGCCCUUUCUUACUACUAUAAAGAGAACCACGCCUCCAUCUGCCGGAGCAGCCAGCCCCUGUCCGGGUUCAGUGCCCGGUGCCUGGAGGAUGAGCAGAUGCUCCAGGCCAUCAGGAAAGCCAACCCAGGGAGCGACUUCAUUUACGUCGUUGACACUCGGCCUAAACUUAAUGCAAUGGCAAAUCGUGCUGCAGGGAAAGGCUAUGAGAAUGAAGACAAUUAUUCCAAUAUCAAGUUUCAGUUUAUCGGGAUAGAGAACAUCCAUGUCAUGAGGAACAGUCUGCAGAAAAUGCUGGAAGUGUGUGAACUUAAAUCUCCCUCCAUGAGUGAUUUCCUGUGGGGUCUGGAGAACUCUGGCUGGUUAAGGCACAUUAAGGCCAUCAUGGAUGCAGGAAUCUUCAUCGCAAAGGCAGUUGCAGAGGAAGGGGCAAGCGUGCUGGUUCACUGUUCUGACGGCUGGGACAGGACGGCUCAGGUGUGCUCUGUGGCCAGCCUCCUGCUGGAUCCACACUACCGGACUCUGAGGGGCUUCAUGGUAUUAAUUGAAAAGGAUUGGAUUUCCUUUGGUCAUAAGUUUAAUCACAGAUAUGGCAAUCUAGAUGGUGAUCCAAAAGAAAUCUCUCCAGUUAUUGACCAGUUCAUUGAGUGCGUCUGGCAGUUAAUGGAACAAUUUCCCUGUGCCUUUGAGUUCAAUGAGAGGUUUCUGAUUCACAUUCAACAUCACAUUUACUCCUGCCAGUUUGGAAACUUCCUGUGUAACAGCCAAAAGGAGAGACGAGAACUCAAAAUUCAAGAAAGAACGUACUCAUUAUGGGCUCACCUGUGGAAGAAUCGGGCUGACUACUUGAAUCCUCUGUUUAGAGCUGAUCACAGCCAGACCCAGGGAAGCCUUCAUCUGCCCACAACACCAUGCAACUUCAUGUACAAGUUUUGGAGUGGAAUGUACAACCGCUUUGAAAAGGGGAUGCAGCCCCGACAGUCAGUUACGGAUUACCUGAUGGCAGUGAAGGAGGAAACGCAGCAGCUGGAGGAGGAGCUGGAGGCCCUGGAAGAAAGGCUGGAAAAAAUUCAGAAAGUCCAGCUAAAUGAUACUAAAGUGAAGAGUAAGCAAAGUGAACCCAGCAGACACUCAGGGUUUUCCACCUCAGACAACAGCACAGCCAACACUCCCCAGGACUACAGCGGGAACAUGAAGUCAUUUCCGUCCAGGAGCCCUUCACAAGGUGACGAGGAUUCUGCUCUGAUUCUAACCCAAGACAAUUUGAAAAGCUCAGAUCCAGACCUGUCAGCCAACAGUGACCAAGAGUCCGGGGUGGAGGAUUUGAGCUGUCGGUCUCCAAGUGGCGGCGAGCAUGCCCCGAGUGAGGACAGUGGCAAGGACCGCGAUUCCGACGAAGCUGUGUUUCUCACUGCUUGAAGUUUCCCUUUGGGGUUCCAAAGUAAAGGACACGCAAGAAACACUUCCAAAAAUAAGGGAACGGUGCAAUUUAAAAUUAAAAAACAAAAACAAACAAAAAAAACACCUCAAGAAAUGGUACAUGGUAUUGAGAGUUAUAAAAUGCAGCUAUGAAAAGGGAAAAAUGUCUUAGUUUCUUUAGAUAUUGGAGGACAGGAAGUAGCCAUUUCUUUUAUCGAAUAUAAGGAAAAUUAUUCAACAUUUUGAAACUCAUUCUAGACUAUGAGAAUCGUAUUCACUGCAGAGCAAUUAUUUCUGUCAUUCCCCGAAGUUCUCAAUAUAAACCCUCCUAUUGUAGCAUGCAGCAACUCAAAAAGCCCCAACCCCUUACCCUCACACCUGUUAUCUUAAAUCUGUCCUCUUAUUUUACUAAACAUUUUACAUUACCUUUCUUUCUGACUCUGUUAUCAAUAUUUCCAAAAAAAGGGCACAUUGUUGAGAUUUUUUUUUUUUAAAGUUAAUAGAUAUAUUCCUCAGGAGCUUUGACAAGCUUUGUAAUUGUUUAUGUGAAGCUUAUCUUUCAGGAAUAA